Messenger RNA from Trifolium pratense (red clover), 423 nucleotides. RefSeq lists its product as uncharacterized. The record is from RefSeq and is a predicted model, not a curated record. Bases 1 to 423 code for a protein of 140 amino acids. The transcript has a single exon. NCBI's taxonomy places the organism in Eukaryota, Viridiplantae, Streptophyta, Magnoliopsida, Fabales, Fabaceae.
AUGUUAUUUCCAAAAUCGUUGGAUUUGCCUUCAUUGACCAGCUUAGAAUUAGAAAAAUUUGCCUUUCAUUGCGGUGCAAGUGACAUUGCUGAACCCUUUUUGCCUUUUACCAAGUUAAAUAGUUUGGUGCUUGAUCGAUGUAACUUGGUCGGCACAAAAAAUAUCCGGAUAUCAAGUGCAACACUAGACAAUUUAGGUAUGCAUAAGAAUUCACGUGACUUUGGCAAACUCGAGUUAUCUGCUCCAAGUCUUCGUCGCUUUGCUUUUACUUGCGGUCGUGGUUUUCCUGAAAUUGGCGAGACUUCACUUUCUUCUGUUAAACAAGCAAUUCACGAGAAAAUUCAUCUGUCAUGGAGUAAUAAUUCAAUGUUGUUUUUUCAUAUUCCAAUGGAAGUUAAUGGUAUUGAGGAAGGAUAUAUUUGA